GUGAAUGAAGCAAUUUGGAUAUUUAUUGCUCAAUCUUUCACUAUUUACUUAAGUCGCAUUUGCUGAAUCUCCGACACAACGACGUUCUUUAUACCUGAAAGAAAAAAAAUUGGGACCUUAAACUGCGUACUUGAUCAAGGAUGCAUUAGGCGCAGGAGUGAGUUAAGCGAGAGAAAAACCAGUUUCUCUCGCUCUUGUCCUCUCUUCCGACUAAACUACCUACAUACUACACGUGCCGAUUCUAGUUGUAGUGUAGUACAUACACGCGUUUGUACGCUCGAGGAAGAAACAUGUCGACCGGUGCACAGAAGAAGACGUAUUUCGAUAAGAGGAAGGAGGCACGCGGGAAGGUGUCCUCGGGAUUGACCCACGAAUGCGGCGUCUUCGGAGCGAUCUCUUCGAGCGCUUCCGAACCAGGCAACUUCGAGGUGGCUCAGCUGAUCCUGGUGGGAUUGGAAGCGCUCCAGCACAGAGGGCAGGAAUCCGGUGGGAUCGUGACCAGCGAAGGCUCCAACCACUUUCACAUCCAGAAGGGUAUGGGUUUGGUGAGGAACAUCUUCAACGGGGAUAACAUUAAGAAUCUCGUCGGACAUCUGGGUAUCGGACACACGCGGUACUCGACGAGCGCCGCAUCGGAAUCGGUGAACUGCCAACCGUUCGUCGUGCACUCGAUGCACGGUUCAUUGGCGGUCGCCCACAACGGGGAGCUGGUGAACUGCGCGUCUCUGAGGAAGAAGGUCUUGGAUAGGGGCGUCGGUUUGUCGACGCACUCCGACAGCGAACUCAUCAGCCAGGCGCUCUGCUUGAUUCCACCAGAAGGUGAAGUCGACGGUCCCGACUGGCCGGCUCGCAUCAAGCAUCUGAUGCAUCUGGCUCCGCUCAGCUAUUCCGCCGUCAUUAUGCUCAAGGACAGGAUUUACGCGGUACGGGAUCCGUACGGAAACAGACCGCUGUGCUUAGGGAAAUUCGUCACAUUCGAUGGUGAAAACACUUCUUCACCCAAUUCCAUCGCAGAAGGAUGGAUCGUUUCGUCGGAGUCCUGCGCUUUCCUCAACCCGAUGCAGUACAUGAGGGAGAUCCUCCCGGGCGAGAUCGUCGAGAUGAGUCGCGAAGGCGUCAAGUCCAUUUCAGUCGUCGCGAGGCCGGAGAACAAGUCGUUGGCGUUCUGCAUCUUCGAGUACGUGUACUUCGCCCGACCCAACAGCGUCUUCGAAGGACAGGAAGUCUACACGGUGCGCCUCAGGUGCGGAGAGCAGCUGGCGAUCGAACAUCCUGUCGAAGCGGACGUUGUCGGUUCCGUGCCGGAAUCUGGAAACGCGGCAGCGCACGGCUUCUCCAGACAAUCGAAAAUUCCGUUCGGAGAAUUGCUUACCAAAAACACGUACGUCGGACGCACCUUCAUCCAACCCAGCAACAGACUGCGACAACUCAACGUCGCUCUGAAAUUUAGUCCGAUUUCCACCAACGUCAUGGGUAAACGCGUGAUCCUCAUCGACGAUUCCAUCGUCCGAGGAAACACCAUAGGUCAGAUCAUCAAAUUGCUGCGGAAAGCCGGCGCCAAGGAGGUUCACAUCCGCGUAGCCAGUCCGCCGCUCAGGUAUCCAUGCUACAUGGGUAUUAACAUACCCACGAAGAAGGAGCUCAUCGCCAACUCUCUGGACUGCAAGGAAUUGGCGAAGGAGGUGGGAGCAGACAGUUUGCAGUACUUGAGCGUUGACGGUUUGGUGACGGCCGUGCAACGAGAUAUCAAGGAUAAGGGCAACGAUCUGGGACAUUGCACCGCUUGCUUGACCGGCGUGUAUCCCGGUGGAGUUCCGGAGGAUUUGGAUUGGUAGCAACAGCAUAUCUUUCUUCAUAAAUUACUUAUCUCUUUUUUUACACGUUUAUAAUCACUGAUAAAAAUAAAUAGCGUCGAUGCAU
This is a messenger RNA of Nicrophorus vespilloides, 1920 nucleotides long. RefSeq names its product amidophosphoribosyltransferase-like. NCBI's taxonomy places the organism in Eukaryota, Metazoa, Arthropoda, Insecta, Coleoptera, Silphidae. The transcript has 5 exons. Gene Ontology annotation, molecular function: amidophosphoribosyltransferase activity. Gene Ontology annotation, biological process: purine nucleobase biosynthetic process; purine nucleotide biosynthetic process. The record is from RefSeq and is a predicted model, not a curated record. The coding region runs from base 291 to 1835 and encodes 514 amino acids.